GGAAUUGUUGGAGCUCCGUGACUGCCAGCCCUGUCCAUGGUGCUGAAUCGAUGGGUGAUGGACGCACUGCUAUUAUUUAUGGUUAGGCAUUCCAAUUAGGCUUCCAAUUAUCAUCUUUUGGGUUAGGGUUAGUAUGCACUAAAUGCACUAAAAAGCAAGCAUUUUGGUGGUAUCUUCGCGUUUGCAUGUCAAAAUACACUAAGAUAUUAGGGGCAGAAAACUCUAGGGGGAAUGUGUAUUUUCAGAGCAACAGGUCUUCGCAGCAUUGGGCUUUUGUUUUCGGGAUAACAGUCUGUUGGACUAAUGGGCUUUUGGUCCAAUGGGAAGUUUUCCAAACUAUUGGGGUUUCGGAAAUAAUGGGCUGUCGGACCAAUGGUAUGGCACCACUAACUCCGGCUACAUAUUUAUCUUACUUAUACUAUUUAAGAGUGGUAUCAAUCUUCAUAUCUAACUCUUGUCAAGAAACCAAACACAUUUAUUUUCCAAAGUGUCAAAUUAUUCAUUUAAACAACCUUCUGGGCUGUUAAAGAUCACCAGGUAUACAUUUUCCAUAAAAACGGAUAAUUAGCUUUGUGACUCAAAUGUAUGAGGCUCAUAGGUGAAAGCAUUGGGUUUCCCAAAGUCUUGAUUAAAAAAACAAAGUUGGUUCCAUAGUUUCUUUUUGCUCAUUGUGGACCGCUAACUUAAAAAUGCUUUAUAUAUAAAAUCAUGUUAACCAUCGGUGUUGGACGACAUCAGCUCGGGGUUCUCCAAGAGACAAUAACCUCUGAUAAGUCUGAGAGUGGGAGUGUGCGUGUGUGAGUGUGCACCAUGGACGUUCUUAUGCCCUCCAUGCUAGGGGACGAUCCACACCUAAUGGCCGAGCCAGAGAUCCAGAUCUUUGAGCAGCCCAAACAGAGAGGAAUGCGCUUCAGGUACAAGUGUGAGGGUCGCUCUGCCGGCAGCAUCCCCGGCGAGAAGAGCUCUGACAACAACAGGACCUACCCCAGUCUGCAGAUCCUGAAUUACUGCGGCAAGGGGAAGGUGCGUGUUUAUUUGGUGACGAAGAACGAGCCUUACCGACCACAUCCGCAUGACCUGGUGGGGAAGGACUGCAAAGACGGAUACUAUGAGGCAGAGUUUGGGCCGGACCGCAGAGUGAUCGCUUUCCAGAAUCUGGGUAUCCAGUGUGUGAGGAGGAGGGAGGUGAAGGAAGCAAUCUUACAGAGGAUUACCAGAGGCAUCAACCCCUUCAACGUGCCACGCGAGGAGCUGCUGCAGUCAGAGGAGUACGACUUGAACGUGGUUCGCCUGUGUAUCCAGGUCUUCCUGCAGGAUGAGACUGGCCACUACAACCAAGCACUCAACCCUAUUGUCACCAACCCCAUUUACGACAACAGGGCCCCAAACACAGCAGAGCUGAGGAUCUGUCGGGUCAACAGGAACAGUGGUUGUGUAAAAGGAGGGGAUGAGAUCUUCUUACUGUGUGACAAAGUGCAGAAAGAUGACAUUGAGGUCAGAUUCUUCUCCUCCGAUGGCUGGGAGGCCAAAGGCUCCUUCUCCCAAGCUGAUGUUCAUCGCCAAGUGGCUAUCGUCUUCAAGACUCCACCCUUCUAUAAUACCUCCAUAACAGACUCUGUCACCGUGCACAUGCAGUUGCGCCGACCGUCCGAUCAGGAAGUCAGUGAACCACUGGAUUUCAGAUAUCUGCCUGAUGACAAAGACCCUUAUGGCUAUAAUGAGAAAAAGCGGAGAAGAGGAAACUUGAUGAAGAUGUCAGCUGGCCAUUUUGUUGGUCUGGCUAUGAACAGGCCAAAGGCGGUGCCACACAGUACCAUGAGUCACAUGCAGAAAGACCUCAGCAACAUGUACGUGAGGCAACAGCCUUCAAUGCAGCAACAACCUGCCAUAUUCAACCAACCCUACCAACCAAGCCCUCAGAAUGUAAUGAUGACAUCACAGGCUCCUAAUGUGCCAGUCAACCAUUCAUGGGCAAAUCCCAACCCAGCACUCUCAAUGGAUACGGUCACCAUCAAUCCCGCAAGUGCCAUGAGCAAUUUGCCACGUCUUAAUAGCAGUAGGCAACAGCAGUCAACUCCAGUGUCUGGUUACACCUGUGACAGUAACACCCUCCCUCAGCUCAACCUGAGGGACUUGCAGUGCUUGGACACAGUCCCCCAGGCUCCUGUAAUGAGCCAGUCAGAGUCCCAGCAUCUCUUCCACAUGCAGCACCAAAGAGAGGAACUCACCUCUGACACCCGGGCCCAGAACCAUCUAGGGAGCCAGAACCAGGGUCUCCAGACUAUGUGGCCCAAUUUCAGCACCCCCAAUCCAGUUCAGAACACCUUUAAUGGGUCUGUACCUGGAGGUGGAGGGGGGUCACAGGGGCUGAGCUCCUUCCCCUUCCUAGAGGGAAUGGAGGGGAAUGAACUUCUAAAGAACCUGGUGGGAGGUGGGCCUCAGACUGGCUUCCAGCUGAAACAAGAGCCCCAGAUCACAGUGGUACAAGAGUCCCAUACUUCCCUCAUGCAUUCCCCAAGAGAAAGCCAAGGAAACACGUACACCAACUUGCUUCCUCGUCCUAUGAGCAAUGGCACCAACAUGGAUCCUAUGAGGCAAGACGGUAGUGGAAACAACCAGUCUCUUAAAAAUCUUCAGAAUCCUUUCUCACAGAAUGGCAUGACCGCCGAUGGCCACUAUGCAAAUUUAGCGGACUGGCUCAAAUCAAGUCGGCACAGUGACUACAAGGAAUGACAUUGUUGGCAUCAAGAAAUAAACAGAAGCAGUGCCAAGGAUUACAUCAGUCUUGUUAAGCCUGCAAAGCUAGAAAUUUUGCCUCAUCCAUUCUGGCCCAGUAAGGCUUAGUGGGCAUUUGCUUGGGUUGGGUACAUUCGUGCCAAAAUUACUGGCAGCCUAUUGGACCCACAAACAGAAAAAGGUAUAGUUUCUAGGUGUUACAACUGAUUACUACCUAGUUCCAUCUUUAGCAAAGACAUCACCAAGAAUACUCUCUAUAUUUGAUUGGCUAAAGGUGGCACUUCCAUUUCCAAUUAUUAAUCUAGAAAGACACCUUUCUCCAAAAAACUAUUGACUAAAUUUUGGUUUCUUGGUAAAUUUGACACAACAAAUAGACCAUGCAGUUUCAGAAUGUUGCUUCAUUUAUAUAUCAAAGACACCUUGUUUAAAGCCCCAGUUCAUGAUUAGUGUACUGUGCAAUUCUUUACCAGUUCCACUCCAACUUUUACUCUCUGAACAGUUGGGGUAUUUCAAGAGGUGCAAAGUUUAAUCAUAAUUUUAUUCACACUGCUUAAUUCACUGAUUGGCUCAGCUUCCAGGUCCUGGUGUUAGUUGAUUCCCUGUAGAUGCUCUUCAGACUAGUCUUGAAAACUGAGCUCACAGGAGUUUGGCUGAUUUCUGCAAGGUUAAGAUUUUUAUGUCAAUGAACGAUGUGUGAGGUUGUAAUGAUGAAGAUCUCACCAAAGGACACAUUGAUGGUUUCCAAGACAAAGGUUCUGAAGAAGUGAAUGUACUACUUUCUUUCUUUGUUUUUCUCAUGUGAAGAUGGAUUCACGUUAAACAUAUUGUAUAGUAAUCAAUGUUUUGUUUGGGUGUUUAAUCUUGAAAAAGAAAAUGGGGUAAAUGGAUGGCAUAUUGAAAGUACAUUAGAGGAAAUUUCUUGUUGUCAUGGGUUUAUUUUUUAUUGCUGUGUAAAGGAUUCUUUCGUAUUACACAUGUCAGCUAAGGUGUGUUACUGUUUUAUUGAUUUUUUAUCAGAGCAUUUGCUGUUAAGUGCACUCUGUACAUACAUGUUAGCCAUAUUUGAGAGUGAAAGCUAUAACCAUGCUGAAGCACUCAAGAACUGGCGAGGUACUGAAAUUUCCAUUGAGGAAGUGGGAGGAAGCACAUUGAGUGGUGUCUUUCCUUUGUAAUGACUAUGUCAUACCAGUGAUCACAUGUGUUAUCCAGAGUUCUCAGAGCAUUUCUAACAGAUGUUUUACAGAUACAGAUGUCAGUUUUGUAUUUUCUUGUUGUUUUAUUCAUUUAGCCUCACAGAGCGUCUUGCUCGAGGACAUUUUGAUUGGACACGUGGCUGAUGAUGGACAAACACUGGCACUUAAGCAGGGCUGGUCUGUCAUCUUUAGCCUAGCUCAUACUAACGUGAUGUAUAUCACCUGUAUACCCUCCAAGAGUCUUCAUUGUCUUAAAUGAACGUAAAUAUUUUGAUGACUACUUUGUAAGAUUGGAUAUGUUUUGAAUUUUCUUACAGGAUCAGUUUUUAAUAAAUGUAUUCUGUCUUA
Molecule: messenger RNA, 4277 nt
Organism: Thunnus maccoyii (southern bluefin tuna)
Lineage: Eukaryota; Metazoa; Chordata; Actinopteri; Scombriformes; Scombridae
Gene: rel
Product: v-rel avian reticuloendotheliosis viral oncogene homolog
Exons: 12
Coding region: 811-2733 (640 amino acids)
Biological process (GO): canonical NF-kappaB signal transduction; innate immune response; non-canonical NF-kappaB signal transduction
Cellular component (GO): cytoplasm
Molecular function (GO): RNA polymerase II cis-regulatory region sequence-specific DNA binding; DNA-binding transcription factor activity, RNA polymerase II-specific
Source: RefSeq, a predicted model, not a curated record